AUGCCUGAAGAAGAAGAAGCUAACAGUUCUGUCGGACCAGCUCGGUCCAGUUCCGACACCGUCACGACCAUACACAGUUUCUCAAGUAUCCCAGUAGAAGAUGAUCAUUUCAGUUAUGUCUCAGGCAUUACUAUGGAUGACGCCUUGGCAGCCUCCGAUCGACUAACCUUAUCAGACCGACACCAGUAUCGGCUGGACCCAAGACUCCAUUCUCUUCGAGAGCUGGAAAGGGCAUCCGAUCAAGCCAUGGGAAAGUGCUUCGAUGAAAGUCUUCGUUUUUCUGAUCGCACGAACGAAACACUUCGUCUUUCUGAUCGUACGAACGAAAGUCGGUUCAGCGGUGCAUCAGAAGGAGCAUGUACACAGCUCUGUCCUUUGCCUCGACGAAGGCUGUCCAUGAGCUACCGAUCGGCAUACUCGAGAUCAUCUUCCAGCAACUUGGAGCACCUUCAUGGCUCUUUGGACAGCACCUACUCGGAUCAUCAAGAGUCCGCCUAUUGCAAUUUGAGUCGAAGCAGCUCCGUUGACAGUUGCUUAUCUCAGCAAACGUCAUGCUCGGGGGAUGUGGAUUAUCGCACCUCCGAGACAUGGAAUCAUAGCAGCUGUUUCCUGAGUGAAGACAAGCUGGAUCUUAGCCAACACUUUGAUGAAAACGACGAGUCGCAUAGUUCUUUUGAAGAGUCGUUGCAUGGCGGGGUUCUUGAUGGCCCCGAAUACGAGUUACCCCUCGGAGGCGAGGACGAGAGCAGGCUACCUAUCUCUCACGAAGACACUGCACCACGGCGCAACUAUCACAGGAAAGGCAAGAGUGCCCCUUCAGCCUAUGGCUACAGCCGCACUGGAGUGUCGUCGCAGUCUUUGGACCUGCUCGACGUCUUUGGAGAUCGAUGUACCAGAUCUCACUAG
Molecule: messenger RNA, 906 nt
Organism: Cylindrotheca closterium
Lineage: Eukaryota; Bacillariophyta; Bacillariophyceae; Bacillariales; Bacillariaceae
Source: the annotation of a GenBank genome assembly